Schistosoma intercalatum is the source of this 2232-nucleotide messenger RNA. NCBI's taxonomy places the organism in Eukaryota, Metazoa, Platyhelminthes, Trematoda, Strigeidida, Schistosomatidae. The record is from the annotation of a GenBank genome assembly.
AUGGGAAAGAAAAACAAAAAUAGGAGAGAACUAUACCAGACGUUGGAUAAUUCUGGAGACAAGGUGAACUUUCGUAACGAUGUAAAAGAAACUGUACCAGUUAAAGGUCUUCAUAAUUUAGGCAACACAUGUUAUCUUAAUGCUGCUCUUCAAUGUCUUGCAAGGAGUCCAUGGCUUUUAAAUCUAUUGGUUGUCGAUGAACCAAGAGAAUCUACUCUGACUAAGCCUAAUGGGGAUUCAAUAUCUACGUUAUGUGUUUCCCUACCACUAAUGAAGUGCCCACUGACAAGUCAAUUUAAGGAACUUAUUUCUGUUUUAAAGCCUGGUGAACUUUCAAAUUCCAAGAUGAGCUCUUCCAACACAAUUAGUCCUGGGAUGUUUCGAAAUGUGUUUGUUGAACGUUGUCCUCGAUUCAGUGGAUUUGGGCAACAUGACAGUCAUGAAUUAAUUCGUGCUCUCCUGGACUGCUUAAAACAAGAAGAACUUGCACGCUGGAAGAAGGGUAUUUUACUCAAGCUCAAUGUUAACCCAAAAGAUGUUCGUGAUGAUGAGAAAGAGUCUAUUCGCAAUUGGGGAAAAGCAGCUUCAAUAGCCACGACUGUAGAUCGACUUUUCGGUGGGAUUCUUGUCAGUACAUUACAGUGUUGUUGUUGUGGUACUGUUCGCCCUAAAUUUGAACCAUUUUUGGACCUUUCAUUGUCUGUUUCUCAAAACAAUGUUUCAAAACACAAUAUAAAUGAAUUUGUGUCUAAACAGCAUUCUAAAGGUGCCUCCAGUUCCAAACAACUUCGGAAAAAGGAACGUAAACGUAAAACUCAAAAACAACGGAAACGUCAAAAUUUUAUGCAUGAUCAUCAGUCAGAUCAGGAAUGUCUAGAUCAGUGCAGUUCAGAUUCAGAUAGUCGAAAAACAAAACAUAGUGAACAUUCACCAUUGGAUACAUUUAUUGCAAUGUGUUGUGAUGACGUAACAACUCCAAAUGUAGAUAGUAAGCUAAUAGAGAACGUGAACGGGGAUCUUGACAUAGAUGAGAACCAAUAUAAAGAUAAUAAUGGCAACAAUGAUGUAAAUAAGAAUGGGGAGAAUUCGCCCAAUUUGAAUGAAUGCGAACUUUCAAGUGAAACAUUAAAUCAAAGUUUUUGUGAUGAAGUGGCAUCAUCAGACGGAAAUUGUGCAGACGGUGAAGGCAGUGAUCGAUGUGAUAGUGUUGCAUCACUACAAGUUAUUACAAAUGGCUGUGAUGAAAAUUUACAACAAGUAGAGAUGAAUAAUACCAAUACGGAACAGAUUACUUAUGAAUUAGAAAAGUUAUGCUUGAACACAGUUCCAUCGUUUUCAUGUGAUUCCGAUGAACUAAAUCAAGCUAUUCAUUAUGCACGAAUCCCACUUGGUCAGAGUAAAAGUAUCAACUCAACAGAAGAUGGAGUCACAUCUAUUUAUGAAUGUCUUUCAAAAUAUACUUCUACUGAAUUAUUAACAGGAUCUAAUCGGUUAAUUUGUGAUGUAUGCACAAAACGAAAUUCAUUAGAUGAAUUGGGAAACAAUUUGACUAGUGAAACAAUGAAUAAACAAACGUCUAACAACAACAACAACAGUAACAAGCCAGACAUUUUACAAGAUGUUAUUAAACGUGAUUUAAUCUAUAAGCCUCCACCAAUUCUGACAAUACAUUUGAAGCGAUUUCAACAGGUCGGUGUUCAAUUACGAAAAUCUCAGAAACGUAUUCAUUUCCCAAUCUACUUGAAUAUCACUCCUUUCUGUUCUGUACUCGCUAUGACUCAUUCUAAUCAAAUUCGUUAUCGUCUUUACGGUGUGAUUGAACAUACUGGACAUUUAACUUCUGGUCAUUAUGUAGCUUAUGUAACUUUACCAAAAUCAUACACUAAUUAUAAUGAUAAUCAAUCAGAUCGUAUAGAGCAUCAAUUCAUUGGUUCAUUGAAUCGUUCACCUAAAUGGCCUUUAUCUGUUAAUGAUUUAAUUCAACGUCUUCGUCGUUGUGAUCAUCAUCAAUUGUUAUUGUCAUCGAAUAAUUUUAUAUCUUGUACUCAAAAUGGCAACAACACUAUCAAUGAUUCAACAAGUCAUAAUAAUGAAGUGGUUGAUGAUGAUCAUCAUGAUAAUGAUGAUUCACGUCAAUGGUUCUAUUGUUCCGACAGUCAUAUAACACGUGUAUCUCAGUCAACUGUAUUGAAUUGUCAGGCUUAUGUUUUAUUUUAUGAACGUAUUGAAUGA